This is a messenger RNA of Diprion similis, 1497 nucleotides long. RefSeq names its product protein pelota (gene pelo). The transcript is spliced from 9 exons. The coding region runs from base 250 to 1416 and encodes 388 amino acids. Gene Ontology annotation, biological process: nuclear-transcribed mRNA catabolic process, no-go decay; ribosome disassembly; RNA surveillance. The record is from RefSeq and is a predicted model, not a curated record. Lineage: Eukaryota; Metazoa; Arthropoda; Insecta; Hymenoptera; Diprionidae. Gene Ontology annotation, cellular component: cytoplasm.
CAGAAAUGUUUGUUGUUCUUACGUAGUCGAUGAUAUUUAUUUAUGGACUUGAAAAAUGGUUAUUCCUCAUAGUUGUCAAUUCACUCUGUAAUAAUAAGAUUUAUUGUCAGUGAAAUAUGUUGGAGCAUAUCCUGAACAACCUGUUAGGAAAACAUAUGGAUUGGUGUAGCUGAAUUGAACAUAACCUAUAGAACGAUUAUUGAAUUGUUCGUUUAAACUACGUGAUAAUAAAAUAUUCCAUCCAUCAAAAUGAAACUGCUGUCAAAAAACGUUGACAAAAAUGGUGACGGCGACAUAACAUUAAUCCCAGAGGAGCCGGAAGAUCUAUGGCAUGCCUAUAAUUUAAUCAGUGAAGGGGAUUCUGUGCGAGGAUCUACUAUCAGAAAAGUCCAAACCGAGUCGUCGACUGGAAGCUCAUCCAGCAACAGAGUAAGAACUGUGUUGACGAUUAAAGUGGAAACUAUAGAUUUUGAUACCCAAGCCUGCAAACUGAGACUAAAAGGUCGAAAUAUUGAAGAAAAUCAAUAUGUCAAGAUGGGUGCUUAUCACACGCUGGAUCUUGAACAGAAUAGAAAAUUCACACUUUACAAGUCUGAGUGGGAUUCCAUUUCCUUGGAACGAGUAGACACGGCUUGUGACCCUACACAGAGUGCUGAUUUAGCUGCUGUUAUAAUGCAAGAUGGAAUUGCUCAUGUUUGCCUCAUUACCUCUAACAUGACUUUGAUUAGAGCUAAAAUAGAUCAAAAUAUACCAAGGAAAAGAAAAGGAAACGUAUCACAACAUGAAAAGGGUUUGGCUCGCUUUUAUGAAAGCGUCAUGCAAGCAAUCCUACGACAUAUCAAUUUUGACAUAGUCAAGUGUAUUCUUUUGGCCAGUCCUGGUUUUGUUAGAAAUCAGUUCAUGGAGUUUAUGAUUCAAGAAGCAGUGAGAACAGAUAAUAAAGUGAUUCUAGACAAUAAGGCCAAGUUUAUGCUUGUCCACGCUAGUUCUGGCUUCAAGCACUCACUGAAAGAGGUGCUGGCAGAUCCAGCAGUCGUAAGUCGAGUAGCUGACACGAAAGCGGCAAGUGAAGUCAGAGCAUUACAGGCUUUUUAUACGCUGUUACAAACAGAACCAGCCAGAGCGUUUUAUGGGAAGAGACAUGUGGAAAAAGCUAACGAGGCUCAGGCUAUCGAAACUUUAUUAAUUUCGGAUAAAUUGUUCAGAUGUCAAGAUGUUGCAACACGGAAACAAUACGUCAACCUUGUGGACAGUGUCAGAGAGUUGGGUGGUGAUGUCAAAAUUUUCUCCAGUAUGCAUGUAUCUGGUGAACAAUUAGAUCAACUGACAGGAGUGGCUGCUUUGUUGCGGUUUCCAAUAACGGAAUUAGAAGAUGAAAGUGAAGACAGCGAAUCAGAAAACGAAGACGACAAAUAGUUAUAUUUAAGAGUAUGGUUGAUAAAACAUUCACAUAGGCCAUUAAUUAAAUAAUUGUAAACAUUAAAAAUUAUUCAAUAA